AUGGAGGGGAGGCCACGGAGGAGGUCGCGGGGCGGCGCACGCCCGGUGGCCGGGCGGGUCCCCGAGUCCCGGCCCUCCGCGUCCCGGCCCUCCGCGUCCCGGCCCUCCGCGACAGCGCCCGCGGAGUCCUGGGGAGCGAAGCUCUGGCUCUUCCCCAGCGCCGCCGGGCUGCGCAGCGCGCUGUCCAAGAGGCCCGAGGCGACACGCCAGAUGUGCUGCACGCGCCGGCGCCUGGCGGUGCUGGAGCGCGGCGGGGCGGGCGUCGAGGUCCACCAGCUGCCGGCGGGGAGCGACGGCGCCAGGAAGCCGAAGUGCAUUAAGUUAGGGAAAAAAAUGAAGAUACAUUCCAUGGACCAAGGAGAAGAGCACAUGCUGGUUCUAUCCUCAGAUGGAAAACCAUUUGAGUACAAGUAUAGCAUAGAACAUGCAAGGUUUCAGUGCAUUUUACAAGAAAAAAAUAUAAUUCAGAUCACAUGUGGAGAUUAUCAUUCUCUUGCACUCUCAAAAGGUGGUGAGCUUUUUGCUUGGGGACAGAACUUAGAUGGCCAGCUUGGAGUUGGAAGAAUAUUUGCCUCAACUUCCACACCGGAGAUUGUGGAGAACCUCUCAGGAGUCCCCUUGGUUCAGAUUUCUGCAGGAGAAGCCCACAGCAUGGCCUUAUCCAUGUCCGGAAAUGUUUACUCUUGGGGAAGAAAUGAUUGUGGACAGCUGGGCCUGGGCCACACCUACAAUAAAGAUUCUCCUUCCUGUAUUGAAGCACUGGAUGAUCAGAAAGUUGAAUUUCUUGCUUGUGGUAGCUCUCACACUGCCCUGCUCACAAAGAGUGGACUGGUAUUUACUUUUGGUGAUGGAAAGUACGGGCAACUCGGUCACAAUUCAACACAGAAUGAGUUAAGACCCUGUUUGGUAGCUGGGCUUGUUGGAAAUAGAGUGACCCAGAUAGCAUGUGGAAGGCAGCACACACUUGCCUAUGUUUCUGAUGUGGGAAAGGUCUUUUCUUUUGGUUCUGGAAAAGAAGGACAACUGGGAAACGGUGGGACAUUUAAUCAGCUGACACCACGUCCCAUGAAAUUGCCAUCAAGUGAAGAACUCAAAUCUGAAAGCAGCACAUCAGUAAAGGAGUUAAUAAUGGUUGCUGGAGGGAAUCAAAGCAUUUUGAUGUGGAUGGAAAAAGAGAAUUCCUAUGUGAAUCUGAGGAGGAAAAUUCCUACCUUGAAUGAAGGCACUGUAAAGAGAUGGAUUGCAGAUGUGGGGACUAAACAGUGGCAAAAUACAAAAAGGGAAAUAAGAGAGAUAUUUUCAUCUCCUGCGUGUCUGACUGGAAGUUUUUUAAGGGAAAGAAUAGAUGGAGAAAUGAUAUCUAUUCAUUUGGACUUGAAUGCAGCAAGGAAUACCUUUAAGGAGUUAACCCAAAAGGACUGGAUUACUAACACGAUAACCUCAUGUCUCAGGGAUAAUCUGCUCAAAAAUCUUCCAUUUAAUUCUCCACACCAAGAAGCUUUAGAAGUUUUCUUCCUUCUCCCAGAAUGUCCUGUGAUGCAUGAUAGUAACAACUGGGAGAGCCUGGUGGUUCCAUUUGCAGAAGCUGUUAAUAAAAUGAAUAACCAGAUUUCAAGAGUUCUGGAGGAAUAUUGGGCAUCUCUGAAAGAAUCUCCUUUCAUCAGUCUGGUCCAGAUGUUUAAAAGAGCCGUCGUUGCUCAACUGCAUUAUUGGACUGAAAGUUCUGAGAAUAACAAUCACAUUAAAGCUCUUCUAGAAGUGUUGAAAAAGCUGUAUAGGGUAAACCAGACUAAAUGUCAACUGCCUGAAAAUAUCUUUGAAAUAAAUGAACUCACACAGUGGCUUGAUUUUUAUGUAGAUGCAUAUAGAAGGUCCUCCUGGAAAGUGGACUCAGACAUUUCAGUAGACAUCGAGUAUCCUGUCAUAUUCAGUCGUUUUCCAUUUAUCUUUAAUAUUCUGUCGAAAAUAAAACUACUGUAUGCAGACUCACUUUUAAAAGUACAGGAGAAGAAAUUUCAAGCUUGUAUGAGGUUGGCUGGCAUUGUGGACCAAGAAGGGUCUGCAUUAUCUUUACUGCCCACCUUUAAUCUGAUAGUCAGAAGGAGUCACUUGAUUGAGGAUGUUUUUAAUCAGCUAAAUCAGUUUGAAAAUGAAGAUCUGAGGAGGGAGUUAAUGGUUUCAUUUAGUGGAGAAAUUGGAUAUGAUUUUGGAGGAGUCAGGGCAGAGUUUUUCUACUGUCUCUUUCAAGAAAUGACCCGGCCAGAAUAUGGAAUGUUCACGUAUCCUGAAGAGGCUUCCUACAUGUGGUUUCCUGUCAGGCCUAAAUUUGAAAAUAAGAGUUAUUUCUUCUUUGGACUUCUAUGUGGACUUUCUCUAUUCAAUUGUAAUGUUGCCGACAUCCCUUUUCCACUGGCUCUGUUUAAGAAACUUUUGGACCAAACGCCAUCACUAGAAGACUUGAAAGAACUCAGUCCUGUUUUGGGAGAGAGUUUGCAGACACUUCUGGAUGAUGACGGCGAUGACUUAGAAGAAGUAUUUCACAUCCAUUUUAAUGUGCAUUGGGACAAAAAUGAUGUAGACUUAAUUCCUGACGGAAGUCACGUAAUUGUUGACCAGACUAACAAGAGAGACUAUGUUUCUAAGUAUGUCAAUUACAUCUUCAACAUCUCUGUAAAGGCAGUUUAUGAGGAGUUUCAAAGAGGAUUUUACAAAGUGUGUGACAAGGAGAUUAUUGAAUUUUUCCAUCCCGAACAACUUAAGGAUGUGAUUAUCGGAAAUACAGAUUACGACUGGGAAACAUUUGAAAAGAAUGCACAUUAUGAACAUGGAUACGACAGUUCACAUCCCACCAUAGUGAUGUUUUGGAAAGCUUUACACAAAUUGACUUUGGAGGAAAAGAAAAAAUUCCUUGUGUUUCUUACAGGAACUGACAGAAUUCAAGUAAAAGGUGUAAAGAACAUGAAAAUAACAUUUUGCUGUCCUGAAACUUUGAAUGAAAAAGAUCCCAUAAGAGCACAGACAUGUUUUAGUGUCCUCUACCUCCCUAAGUAUUCUACAAUGGAAAGAGUAGAAGAAGCACUCCAAAUGGCCAUCAACAACAGCAGAGGAUUUGGCUGA
This is a messenger RNA of Budorcas taxicolor (takin), 3117 nucleotides long. RefSeq names its product HECT and RLD domain containing E3 ubiquitin protein ligase 5 (gene HERC5). Bases 1 to 3117 code for a protein of 1038 amino acids. Gene Ontology annotation, biological process: regulation of defense response to virus; protein ubiquitination; ISG15-protein conjugation. The transcript has 23 exons. Gene Ontology annotation, molecular function: ubiquitin protein ligase activity; ISG15 transferase activity. NCBI's taxonomy places the organism in Eukaryota, Metazoa, Chordata, Mammalia, Artiodactyla, Bovidae. The record is from RefSeq and is a predicted model, not a curated record.